CUUACACUCCGAUAGAUAAAUAAAUAAAUUCGUCGCAGUUCAGUUCUGAGACCUGUGGAUGUUCGCAGUCACAAAGAAUCUGGCUCAAAAUGUCAGGACGAAUCGCUAAGCUUUAUAAAGACAGUAAAUCGAGCGACUGCGACAUAAACCUGCUCCUGUUUGGCGGAACCGGAGUGGGCAAAUCCACAUUUAUCAAUUCAAUAUCAAACUAUUUCAAAUAUCGGGACUUCCAAUCGGCCAAAAAAGGAACAGUUCAGGUCCUUAUCCCAGUCAGUUUAAACUUGUCGAACUCGAACGUCGUCUAUGGCGCUUCGGAUAAAAACAAAAGCCACGAUCAUGACAAAUUGGCGACUCAGCAUGCGAAAGUGUACUUAUUCCCCAUUAAAGUGGACGACAAAGUGUACCAUUUGCGUAUAGUGGAUUCGCCGGGAGUGGGAGAUCCCAGAGGAAUCGACUACGACAACAUCUACAUAGACAACAUUUUAGCCUACUUGGCCACGCUGAAAAAGUUGCACGGAAUUUGCUUCAUCCUGAAGUCCAACGAGACGAGGUUCACGAGGUUCGUGGAGUACUGCUUGAAGCAGGUGCUGACCCGGCUGGAUAAGAGUGCUAGUAAUAACAUUAUUUUUAUUACUACGUACAGCAAAUCUACUCAGUAUAUUCCAACGGACACGAAAAUCAACUGCUUGGAACCUCUGGUUAACAACAUCAAGUCCAAACCUCCUCAUGUAGACAUCCCCUUAACCGACAAAAACGUAUUUGCUCUGGAUAACGAGUCAUUUAAAGCACUCUUGGAGAUGCAAGAAGGGAAAAAAUUCAGUAAACACGAAGUGGCCGGCUUUUCCGAAAGCUGGAAAGUUUCGUCGAAAGCAUGCAGACGCUUACUAAAGUACAUAAUCGGUGAUGAAAAUACCUCCCCUUUACAACCUCAUGCAGUCGAAAGUACCAUCAAAAAGAAUUUCAACUGCGUGGUGUUUCAACAGGCCGAGUCCCAUAGAGGCGAAUACAAUUCACAGUAUGAACUGGAUGGACCUGGUGGCUGUCAGCGAAGAAAAAACCGAAGUCCGUCACGACGUGAAUACAGUCGUUACGAAAGAGAACGCCAAUACAGAGCGGCUAGCUCUACAUCUAAAAGUGAACACUCUUCUGGCUCAGAUGACGAAACCUAUUGUAGAUCGCCAGUGAGUGAGUACUACGCGACCAAGUCCACUAAAAGUAGAAGCUCCUCCGACUCAGUCAACAGCGGAAUCCGCACCUACGUGUCAAGUUCUAGGCCAGUCAAAUCCACUAAAUCUACAAGGAGCGGCAGACGGAGUUCAGAGGACGACGCUUCCAGAUACAGAUCUAGUUCUAGAUCAUUAAGAGUUUCCAGAAAUAAACGUCCUACUUCAGAUGAAAGAACGUCCGUGAAGUACCACACUUCCCCAAAACCUGUCAAAACGAUAUUCAACCGCAUUCUUAUGGUGUUCAAAGACCCCCAAGCCACCCGUAGCGACAUAAAUCUCCUGCUUUUUGGUGAAACCGGCGUAGGAAAGUCCACUUUCAUAAAUUCCCUUGCCAAUUACUUCAACUAUUCCAACUUCGAGGAAGCCCAACACAGCAAAAUCGAAGUUCUGAUCUCUGUCAGCUUGAACCUUUCGGACCGAACCAAAAUCUGUGGAACCGCGGACAAAAACGAACGCCACGUAAGCGGAAAAUCCGCCACCCAACACGUCAAAGUGUACCUAUUCCCCAUCAAAAUGGGCCGGAAAACUUUCAAUUUAAGAUUGGUUGAUACUCCAGGGGUCGGAGACCCCAGAGGAAUGGACCAAGAUAACACUAACCUCGAUAACAUUCUAGCGUACUUGGCGACGUUGAAGAAACUUCACGCUAUUUGCUUCAUCAUGAAGUCCAACCAGACCAGAUUCACCAAAUUCGUGGAGUACUGUUUGAAGCAGAUGUUGGUUCGGUUGGACAAAAGCGCUAGCCAAAACAUUAUAUUCAUCACCACGAGCAGUAAGAUUACACAGUAUAAAGCUGGAGAUGCCAGGAUUCACUGUUUGGAACCGCUAGUCCGCGAUAUCCAGUCGAAACCUCCCAAUGUGAGUAUCCCCUUGGGCGACAAAAACAUCUUCGCUUUGGACAAUGAGGCCUUCAAAGCACUCUUGGAGAUGCGAGAAGGUAAAACCUUCAGCAAGCACGAAUUGGAAAGUCUGGCUAACAGCUGGGACAUCUCGUCGAAAGAAAUUCGUCGCUUGUUGGCGUACAUUAUCGGGGACGGCAAAACCUCAGCACUGAAGCCCCACGAGGUCGAAAACACCAUCAGUGUUAACGAAGUGAGGUUUAUGAUUGAGCAACUCGCGACUCCUAUUGCUGAAGUGUCGGAUCUCAUUCAAGACAACCUCAGGGUGCUGGAGAGGCAUAAGAGGAACCUGAGUUUGGAGAACCAAACCCUGGACGAGCUCAAGAAAAAGCUGUUCAUACCUUGUGUCAACCUUAAAGUCAAGGAAUUAUCGCAACCUGUCACCGUAUGCACGGAGUCCAAGUGCACUGAAAUCAUAAAGGUGAAUCACGUGACCCAGUGGCACUACAAACAGAGAUGCCACAACCCUUGCCACCUCCCGGGAAUCCCCAAAGAGAGGAUCGGCGAUCCGGGAAUUAUUAAUUGUGCCGCCAUGUCGGGCAAAGACAAUUGCCAACGCUGCGGGUGCCACUGGAAAGUCCACAUGCACAUCUACAAAGAAACCGAGAAAAUGUACGUCCAGACAGAAGACCAGAACGUGAAAAUCGCCAUAAACACCAAACGCGACGGGCAACGCAGCAUCAAAAAGUUCAUGCAAACGGUCAACCAGAAAAUGCGAGAACUGAAGAAAGAAGGUAAAAUCAUCUCCGAAAACAUGGCUAAGAUUUCGUAUUUCCUGCAAGAACACGCCUUGACGCCCUACAAUGACGCCUACAGUGACUACAUCAAACAAAUUAUCAAAAACGAAGAAUUCUUGGGAAAAUUUGGGGACAAGAAAGUCAUCGUCAAGCUGGAGAAGCUCUUGAGCAGGCACGAACACCUCCAAAAGACAUUUCAAGAAAACGCCCAAAAGUUCAAAGACGCGUCUACACACUUCGACCUGAACCUUGAAGGGAUCAAGAAGAGCAUCACCGAGCUGUACCGACUGAAGCACAUGGGUAAGACAAUCCAAGAGCUGAUCAAAAAGUCGACGGCUUCUCGACAGAGGGAAACGCAGAAGAAUUUUGAAUGCGUGAUGUCUAAAGGAUUCGUUCUGGAGGAUGGCAAGAAGAAAGUCCAAGAAAGGAAGCAACGCAAGGUCGUCGACGAAAACGAGGUAGAAGACGAUGUUGACGCCAAUUUUACCCCAAAAUGCGAAGUCCGUUGCGAAUACAGAGCAAACGGAGCUGGUUUAGACGACUAUGAUUCUCGAGAAAGCUCAUCUUGCAAUGACAGAGAAGACAAAACGUCAAAGCAUGGCUCCAAAGACGAACAAACUAACAACAGAAAUGAAAGUGAUGAUAGCUCUGAGAGAUAUUUUAGCUGCAAUUCGUCGAGCGAUUCUCAAGAUGGCCCAAAUGGAGUCAAAGGGAAACGCCCUGUCGAAGAAUAAGAUAAUAAUUGUCUAUGUUUUGAUUAAGUAUCCAUUCCACUUGCAUAUUAUUAUCAAUUUAUAUUUUUUUAAUGUAUAUUGUAGUUAUAACUUUGUAUUACAAUUCCAAUAAAUAGUCUUCAGAAGCAAA
Molecule: messenger RNA, 3723 nt
Organism: Zophobas morio
Lineage: Eukaryota; Metazoa; Arthropoda; Insecta; Coleoptera; Tenebrionidae
Exons: 7
Coding region: 90-3593 (1167 amino acids)
Molecular function (GO): GTP binding
Source: RefSeq, a predicted model, not a curated record